ACAGAUGAUACUUCUAGUAAGCUUUGGUUGCAGAAAGCUUCAUCUGCCAGCCUGUUGCUACUGUGUGUGUGCAUCUGUGUGGAGCAUGGAAAGGCUUUAAAUUAUUUCUAAAUGCAUGCUUCUGAGUUUGCUUUUCAGAGCCAGAGUAGUCCUGCUCCCACUGUCCAUAGUCCAGCAGGAUUUUGGGUAGCAAGGAGAAACCAGAACUCUGUUUCACCUAACAAGCAGACCCUGAAUUCCUCAGAGGAGGAGGAAGCAAUAAGUGAAAAUGCUUCCUGUUCUAUCUCCCUUGUAGGAAAAUUUCAUGAAGAAUAUAUCUAUGCACCCCCAGAUCCUGACUGUGAAACUGCAACAGUAUUUAGUUCAGCAGAACCUACAGCAAACUUGGAAGAAGGGCCUGUCUCGGUGUCACCUCACGAGGAAGGGACUUCCUACAGCUAUCCCCAGAAGGUGUUGGUGAACUCUGCAGGAGUUUCAGCCUCCCCAGAUGUUUAUACUGCUCCAGCUACAGGCCUCUCUUCAAAUUCUGCUACCUCCACUCCAGCCAGUGUCACCACAGCAACUCCCCCCCAGACAGCAGUUCAACCUGUCAUAGUAUCUCCCUUUUCUGUGGGGAGGCCAGGUAGAGUGUACAGACUGCAGCCCUGGACUAAGUUUUCAGUUAUUUUGCCCUCCCUCCCCUCCCCCAUCCAGAACAAAUGCUAAAAGGUUUAAAAACAGAAAUGUCACUUGCUUUGGUUUAAAAUGACUUAGUUGUUGUUGUAACUUGAUUGCUGACUUUCUAUUUUGAGGGGGCAGU
Molecule: messenger RNA, 799 nt
Organism: Corapipo altera (White-ruffed manakin)
Lineage: Eukaryota; Metazoa; Chordata; Aves; Passeriformes; Pipridae
Product: putative bifunctional UDP-N-acetylglucosamine transferase and deubiquitinase ALG13
Exons: 5
Coding region: 112-705 (197 amino acids)
Source: RefSeq, a predicted model, not a curated record